Molecule: messenger RNA, 2854 nt
Organism: Pocillopora verrucosa
Lineage: Eukaryota; Metazoa; Cnidaria; Anthozoa; Scleractinia; Pocilloporidae
Source: RefSeq, a predicted model, not a curated record
AUGAAGUGCAUAUUUACACUUAUUGUUGUUACUGCCUAUGAGGGUGUAGAUGUGCGUUUCACUCAGGAACCUCCUAAUCCAAGCUACUUUAACAAUGGUAGUGAUGCCAACCUGAUGUGGGACUACACUGAUCCACAUAAUAACAUUCAUGCCAUUAUCUAUAGUGUUGUGAUAAAUCGUGCAUUUGUCAAAAUGUUGGUUAAUGACAAUCAUGGUGUCCAAGAACAUCCUGAUAUUCCCCCAUCUUACAAAGGAAGAGUUAAAAUUGAAGGAAGAGCUACCCUAGUUAUCGAGAACAUCAACCCUGGAGACAAUACCAUAUUUAGAUGUAAACUCCUUGGAGCUAUCUACACAUUUGCAAGUAGAGUUCAGCUUCUUGUGGCAGAGGCACUGCUUAUAAACAUCUCUUUAAGAGGAAAAUAUUACAUUGAAGGAUCCCCUGUCACCAUGGCCUGUGAGGCCUCUGGGAAACCACUGCCGGAGGAGGUGGCAUGGAUUAGAAAUGGAGUACUGGAAAGUUCAGGGAAGAAAGCUACGUCUUUAAAGUUCGAUAAUAUAAACAGAACAGAUGCAGGACAAUAUACAUGUCGAGCCAAUAACUCAGUGGAAGUCACUUCUAUUGACACAACAAUUGUAGUUCAGUACAAACCUGAAGGUGUGAGGCUCACUACCAGUGCUGCCCAAAAUACCGUCGCUGAAGGAGAUACUGUUUCAUUCAAAUGCAAAGUUACGGCUGCUGUGCCACAAGUGUCAAUUUACAAGUUCUAUUUCAAUGGCAGCCUCCUAAGCGAGAACAGCAAUAGUGAGUAUACUGUCAAUAACGUCAAUCGAUCUCAGCACUAUGGCGAGUACAAAUGUAUCCCACAUAAUGACGUUGGAGAUGGAGCAAAAGCCACCGUGAGACUUAAAAUAAAGGUUCAAAUAAUUUCAAGUACAGUUGCUACUUCAUCCCAAACAACUCCUGCAGCUUCAGAAAGUACAGAUGUUUACCUGACAGCGACAAUACAGGGGAACUGUAGCACACGUUCAGAAGUUGCUGCGAAAUUUCCAGAAAUGGCUUGUCAAAUUGCCUUUAAGUUUGGCUGCUCAUCCGCCAACACCGUGAACACGAGGUGUGGUAGUGUUGUUCUCGACUUCAUGAUGAGGUUCAAUCGAAGUGUAGUCGUCAGCGAUGUUUUGACUGUCCUGUUGGAUGCUGCAAGGCAAGAGAAAUUCGGAGGUUUCAAAGUCGAUCCAGAAUCAAUUAAACAAGAUUUUAUAACCACAGACGGUCCUGAGGAAUGUAACUGCCCAUCUAACAACGUCUCGUUAGCCAUAAAUGGGGUUCUUGCCUUCAUAAUCGUUCUUCUAAUUAUUUACAUAAUCUGGCUACAUAAGAAAGGCGCUGUAGGGAAGCAGAGGACUUAUGAGGAUGAAAGAGGUGUUUCCUACAAUGAAACAGGAUUAGAAGAUAGCGAACCAAGUCUACCCGAUUCAGCAAAACUCACCCAGCCUCCUGCGGAAUAUAUGGAUCUCAUAGAAGUCAACAAACAUGAUAGAAAAGCACAAAGAACAGCUCCAGGUGCUGAUUACAUGCCCCUUCAUCCGUUAACACGCUGCUGGGAAGUUCCAAGACAUAACGUGACCAUAGAAAAAAUUAUUGGUAAAGGUGCUUUUGGUCAGGUUGCCAAGGGAACAGCAGUAGGACUUCGAGGGAGUCCUGAAACGACCACAGUGGCUAUUAAGAUGCUUAAAACAAACGCUACUGAAUCGGACAAGAGAGAUUUGAUGAAAGAACUUGACACAAUGAAGCAGCUGAAACCACAUCCUUAUGUCAUUAAACUUCUGGGAUGCGUUACAGAAUCUGAACAGCCGCUGGUUUUGAUUGAAUAUGUGCCUUUUGGGGAUCUGCUGGGUUACCUGAGAAAGAGCCGUGGAUUAAAAGACACUUACUUCAAAGACCCGGAUAUCAAACCACAAACAAAUCUGACGUCACAGCAGCUGAUGAAGUUUGCUUGGCAAAUUGCUGAUGGAAUGAGUUAUUUGUCCUCAAAAUCUAUCAUUCACCGAGACCUUGCGGCUCGUAAUGUGUUGGUUGGACAAAAGGAAACUUGUAAAGUGACAGACUUCGGAAUGGCCAGAGAUGUGCAGCAGGAAAAUAUUUAUGAACGAAAGAAAGAGGGGAGUGAUAUUUGAAAUCUUUAGGGCCGUCUUCCAGUGAAGUGGACAGCUUAUGAGGCCUUGAUGUAUGGUAAAUAUACCACCAAAAGUGAUGUAUGGAGUUAUGGAGUUUUGCUGUACGAGAUUUUUACCAUAGGUGGUUCACCUUACCCACGAAUGGAUGGAAGAAAAAUUGCAAACUUACUUCAGGAAGGAUACAGGAUGCCUAAACCACAACACGUUGAUGAGGAAUUGUAUCAGAUUAUGAUGAAAUGCUGGAAGAAUGACCAAGAUGCAAGACCAACUUUUACUGAAUUGAAAAAUCAGCUUAAGGACAUGGAAACCCUACACAAGAAGCUGAUCAACAUGACAAUGUACGACAAGCAGUUGUAUGCAAACGUCGAGGAUUUAAUGGUGUAGUUAGAUAGAUUUCCGCGGUAUAUGACCGGCUAACAGUUUGAACACUUUGCCACAACAAGUUUCAGGGCUGAAUCAUCUUUUCCUCACACGCUUACUUGGUAGAAAAAGCCAUUUUGUGUUAAGCAAUUAGGCUGGAACGUUAUAACUCAAUUGAUUUUAUAUUCUUAAACGCUGUAACGCUUUUAUCAGUUUACCGAUAAAGUAUACUCUCAUUUUCUCUUUUACAUGUUUAGCACUUACACGCAUGCUCGACACAAGCGUUGGAGUUCAGUUUAUUUUCUGACUCAAUUCUGAA